UCUACGGUAAAAUGGCAGAAAAAGAUGGAAAAAGUACAGAUGAACAAAAAGAACAGGAUCAGCAGAAAGAAAGGGUGCACCCAGCUGAUUCAGGUUUGGUGGAUUUGAUGAAACACUUGGAGGUUGCUGAGCCUCCCAAACAAGUGUUAUCCUCGGUGGACCUGGAGGGAAUCGUUCAGUUUAUCAAGGAUAAAAAAGCCACGAAUAUCAUAACCAUGGCUGGGGCUGGAAUCUCCACAUCGGCUGGUAUCCCUGACUUCAGAUCCCCAGAAACAGGACUCUACCACAACUUGGAGAAAUACGACCUGCCUACUCCCCAGGCCAUAUUUACUUUGGAUUACUUCAAGGAAAAUCCUGAGCCUUUCUGUAUGCUAGCAAGGGAGCUGUGGCCAGGGACUUUUAAGCCAACACCAUGUCAUUAUUUCAUUAAACUGCUUGAUGAACAUGGGCUGUUGAGACGUCAUUACACACAGAAUAUUGAUACACUGGAAAGUGUUGCUGGCAUUGAUGCCGAUAAAAUGGUGGAAGCUCACGGUUCAUUUCGCCUGGGCCAUUGUCUACAGUGUAAUGCAGAGUACACUCAGGACUGGAUGAAAGGGAAAAUUUUAGGUGAGGAGCUUGAAAUUCCUAAGUGUGAGAAGGAAGGAUGUGAGGGAUUUGUCAAACCUGAUAUUGUUUUCUUUGGGGAGAGACUACCAAGUAGGUUUUCCACAUGUGCAUCUGAGGAUUUUAAGGCAUGUGACUUACUGAUUAUAAUGGGCACCUCACUAACUGUGCAGCCUUUUGCCUCACUUACAAGCAGGGUUUUUGAUGAAACACCAAGACUGUAUAUCAACCUAGAAAAAACGGGAACUGAAGCAACUAAUGCGUUUGCUAUGAUGCUGUUUGGAGGGGGUUUUAAAUUUGAUGAUGAGGAUAAUUACAGGGAUGUUUUCAUGGAGAGUACGUGUGAUGAUGGAUGUUACAAACUGGCCGACAUGUUAGGGUGGGGAGAUAAGCUUCGUGAAAAGGUGAAACAGGAACACAGAAGGAUUGACAAUGAAAACAAAAGUAACUCAACAUCAGCAAAGCAGAAAAAGUGAAUCCAGGCAGUAUAGAUCAGUGAUAAAAAGAGGAUUGUUUAAAAAGAAAGGCUGAUUCUGUUCCUAAAAUCAUCACACUUCUUCUCUU
Molecule: messenger RNA, 1170 nt
Organism: Saccostrea cuccullata (small rock oyster)
Lineage: Eukaryota; Metazoa; Mollusca; Bivalvia; Ostreida; Ostreidae
Product: NAD-dependent protein deacetylase sirtuin-2-like
Exons: 16
Coding region: 12-1082 (356 amino acids)
Cellular component (GO): nucleus
Molecular function (GO): histone deacetylase activity, NAD-dependent; NAD+ binding
Source: RefSeq, a predicted model, not a curated record